Molecule: messenger RNA, 1684 nt
Organism: Echinops telfairi (small Madagascar hedgehog)
Lineage: Eukaryota; Metazoa; Chordata; Mammalia; Afrosoricida; Tenrecidae
Gene: SMYD2
Product: SET and MYND domain containing 2
Exons: 12
Coding region: 1-1302 (433 amino acids)
Cellular component (GO): nucleus
Molecular function (GO): protein-lysine N-methyltransferase activity; protein binding; histone methyltransferase activity
Source: RefSeq, a predicted model, not a curated record
AUGUGGGCCGACGGCGAUGGCCGCCUGGAGAGGUUCUGCAGCCCGGGCAAGGGCCGGGGGCUGCGGGCCCUGCAGCCCUUCCAGGUGGGGGACUUGCUCUUCUCCUGCCCGGCCUACGCCUACGUGCUCACGGUCAACGAACGGGGCAACCACUGCGAGCACUGCUUCGCCAGGAAAGAAGGAUUGUCCAAGUGUGGAAGAUGCAAGCAGGCAUUUUACUGCAAUGUGGAGUGUCAGAAAGAAGAUUGGCCCAUGCACAAGUUGGAAUGUUCUCCCAUGGUUGUUUUUGGGGAAAACUGGAAUCCCUCCGAGGCUGUUAGGCUAACAGCAAGGAUUCUGGCCAAACAGAAAAUCCAGCCCGAGAGGACGCCGUCCGAGAAGAUGCUAGCCGUGAAGGAGUUCGAGUCCCAUCUGGAUAAGCUGGACAAUGAGAAGAGGGACUUGAUCCAGAGCGACAUUGCCGCUCUCCACCACUUUUACUCCAAGCACCUGGAGUUUCCGGCCACAGAGAGCCUCGUGGUGCUUUUUGCACAGGUUAACUGCAAUGGCUUCACAAUUGAAGAUGAUGAACUUUCUCAUUUGGGAUCAGCAAUAUUUCCCGACGUGGCAUUGAUGAACCAUAGCUGUUGCCCCAACGUGAUUGUGACCUACAAGGGGACCCUGGCAGAGGUGAGAGCUGUGCAGGAAAUCAGGCCAGGAGAGGAGGUGUUCACCAGCUACAUUGACCUCCUGUAUCCAACAGAAGACAGGAACGACCGGUUAAGAGACUCCUACUUCUUCACCUGUGAGUGCCUGGAGUGCACCACCAAAGACAAGGAUGAGGCCAAGGUGGAAAUCCGGAAGCUGACCGACCCCCCGAAGGCGGAAGCCAUCCGAGACAUGGUCAAGUAUGCCCGCAACGUCAUUGAGGAGUUCCGCAGGGCCAAGCACUACAAAUCCCCUAGUGAGCUGCUGGAGAUCUGCGAGCUCAGCCAGGAGAAGAUGAGCUCCAUGUUUGAAGACAGUAAUGUGUACAUGCUGCACAUGAUGUAUCAGGCCAUGGGCGUCUGCCUGUACAUGCAGGACUGGGAAGGAGCCUUGCGAUAUGGACAGAAAAUCAUUAAGCCCUACAGUAAGCACUAUCCUGUGUACUCCCUCAACGUGGCCUCCAUGUGGCUGAAGCUCGGCAGACUGUACCUGGGCCUGGAGCACAAGGCCGCUGGAGAGAAAGCCCUGAGGAAGGCCAUGGCCAUCAUGGAGGUAGCUCACGGCAAAGAUCACCCGUACAUCUCUGAGAUCAAACAGGAAAUCGAAAGUCACUGAAGCUGUGCACGUCUCGGUGUCUGUUUAAAUCCCCGGACAGACGCCGGAAAACCAGUAUUUCAGAUCUUGCACAUCACCCCAGAAUGGAAAUGCUACGUGCGCCUUCGCCUUUCUCGUUGCUUUCUGGGAGGUUGGUCUUAACCUUUAACUUAAGAAACAAGUUCCUUUUUGGAUGCUGCCUCGCCCCCGGAUAUAUGGCAUGAUCUCAUGUACAAUAUUUUGCACAGGCCGCAUUGACCUUAAAGUGCAAUCCUUUUCCCCUUCAUGCCUGUUGUCUGGGUAGAUGUCAGUUUUUAAAUGCUAAAACCUGUCCCCCUCCAUGCUUGUUGGUAUGUGUCUCAACAAACCUGAAUGGUGCAGGGAAUAAAACAAACACAACUCA